AUGUCUUCUCACGAUGAUCACAAGUCCUCAACUGAGGGUGCCAUAGAGAAGUCAACAUCCACCAAUGUCGAACACCUUGAAAAGUCCCACGGCACCGUUGUCGAAUUUGAUGACUCUAUUGAAGAUACCAAACCUUCCAAAUCAGUUUGGCUCAUCACAUUCACCGUUGCCAUGGGCGGCUUUUUGUUCGGUUAUGACACUGGUGUCAUCUCAGCUGUUCUGGUUACUAUCGGCGACGAUCUUGGCCAUGACCUCGAUUCUCAUGAGCAAGAGCUUAUUACCUCAAUCACUUCUGGCGGCGCUCUCAUCGGUGCUCUGAUGGCAGGCCUUCCAGCUGACAAAUACGGCCGUAAGCUUGGAAUCUACAUCGGUUGCUUUCUCUUCCUCGUUGGAUCUGUUGUCCAGGCCGCUGCCUUCAAUAUUGCCGCCAUGACUGCGGGACGUCUAAUUGUGGGAUUCGGAGUAGGAUCAGCUGCCAUGAUCAUUCCUCUUUAUAUCGGAGAGCUCGCCCCGGCCAAAUAUCGCGGUCGCAUGAUUGCUUUCGAUAACCUCAGUGUGACACUGGGUCAACUAGUAUCUUACGGUCUUGGAGCAGCUCUUACCGAUGUUCCUCACGGCCGGAGAUACAUGAUCGCUAUCGGCGGCAUUCCCCCUAUCAUCCUUGCCGCUUUGCUGCCUCGUUGCCCCGAAUCGCCUCGCCAGCUCAUUGCGCAUGGAAAGAGAGACGAAGCUGAGCAGUGUCUCCGACGGGUCUACCCAGAUGCUACGGAGGAACAGCUCAGGGCUAAACUCGAACGCAUUAUCUGGACUGUGGAGGUCGAGUCUUCGGUUGCGGCCAAUAAGUCUCUUUGGUGGCAGUUCAAGCAGCUUCACUGUGUGCCAUCCAACCUUCGGGCGCUGAUUUCUGCUUGUACCGUCAUGGCCAUCUCUCAGCUUGGCGGUUUCAACACUCUCAUGUACUACUCCGCCACCCUGUUCUCCCUCGUCGGGUUCAACAAGCCCACCGCCGUCGCCAUCGUCGUUGGUGCUACCAACUUCCUCUUCACAUUCGUCAACUUGGUUGUCAUAGAUAAGCUUGGGCGCCGUAUCAUUCUGCUAGUCACUGUGCUCGGCAUGGCUAUAAGCAUGGUCAUCGCCGCCGUCGCAUUCCACUGGAUCCCCAUCUCCAAAGAUCUCGUCCUCCAGGCCGAUUCCGUCAACUGGGCUGGCAUCGUCGUGCUUGUCACCAUCAUAUUCUAUGUCGCCUUCUUCGCUACAGGUGUAGCCACCAUCGGUUGGGUCGGCACAGAGCUCCUACCUCUGGAGGUUCGCGCUCUUGGCACGAUGAUGAAUACAGUGACUUGCUGGAGCUGCAACCUAAUCAUCGCGUCUACCUUCCUCUCCAUGAUGAAGACCAUGACACCUAGCGGCGCAUUUGGCUUCUACGCAGGUAUCUGCUUCUUUGGCUGGAUCUUUGUCAUCUUCUUCUAUCCCGAGGUGAAGGGGCUUCCGCUUGAAGAGGUUAGGAAGGUCUUUGAGAAUGGGUUUGACGUCAAGUUGGCCAAACAGAUGCAGCGCGAUCUCAAGGCCAGCAGCCAGGCUUCUGUGGCAUCCAAGGCCUAA
This is a messenger RNA of Fusarium musae, 1602 nucleotides long. RefSeq lists its product as uncharacterized. Gene Ontology annotation, biological process: transmembrane transport. Gene Ontology annotation, molecular function: myo-inositol:proton symporter activity. Gene Ontology annotation, cellular component: membrane. Lineage: Eukaryota; Fungi; Ascomycota; Sordariomycetes; Hypocreales; Nectriaceae. The transcript is spliced from 5 exons. The coding region runs from base 1 to 1602 and encodes 533 amino acids. The record is from RefSeq and is a predicted model, not a curated record.